GAAUGCCCUACCCUACCUCCAAGAAUGCUCAAGCGUGCCGCUGACUAUACUGUCCCCUCCCUGAACGGUUCUGGUGGUGGUGGCCCAUGCAUCGUUGACGAGGUCCAGCCACAGAAGGCACGAUCCACAUUCACUUACAUGACGCCCAGUGGAGUAGGAUCACGACACUCGACGAAUAGCAGUAGCACAAACAGUAUGACUGGGCAUAUUCAGAAGGAUACGACCCUUACAAAAAUAUUCGUUGGUGGCCUUCCGUACCAUACGACAGAUGACAGCUUGCGGUGUUUUUUCGAACAAUUCGGACCGAUUGAGGAAGCAGUUGUGAUUACGGACAGACAAACUGGGAAAAGCCGGGGAUAUGGAUUUGUCACUAUGGUCCGAAGUGAGGAUGCCUUGUUGGCUAUUCGAGAUCCCAACCCCUGUAUCGACGGCCGAAAAGCAAACGUGAAUUUGGCAGUGUUGGGUGCCAAACCGCGCCUUAUGCCUGGAGUGUGGGCUGUUUUGUUAUGUGGCUUUGACACUUGGCCUAUUCGAACAGCGGAACUGAGACGUCUUCAGAUGUUCGACAGUCGCUGUCUCAGAACCAUAACUUGUGUGGGUUGGUGUCGGCGAGUCCGUAACGAGGCAGUUAGAAAGCGCGUUUUCGAUUGUGCAACGGGUACUUCCAUUGAAGAAUGUGUCCAACACCAGAAGCUGCGUUGGUUGGGACAUGUGUUGCGAAUGCCGAAUCAUCGCUUGCCGAAGAGAGUGCUGCUUUCCAUGCCCAAUUCAGAGUGGCAUAAACAGAGAGGUGGCCAACCCUUGACUUGGCAGAGGAGUAUGAACGAGACCACGAAAAGCUUGGGUGCUGUCGGUGCUACUCGCCUUCCAGGAUGGGUACCGCGUAUCCUCACUGUGCCUGGUUGGAGACACUACAAGAUAUGGCUUCCAGCCGAUGUCAGUGGCGUUCUUGUUGUCAGUCUCUAUCCAGAUUGCCUGAAGUGCUGGGAACUUUACGAAGCUGCCAGAGGUGGAGAACCGGAAUCACGCGAACUCACACUGACGAUGUUUCCUCGAUUGACUCUGAACGACGCCGCCGCCGCUGCUGCCAGUCAAGCCGGUCUCUACAGCGCCACUGGUAGCGGAUUUGUCAAUCCGUUGUUAGCGCAUGGCCUCUUGUCAGGGUUCGCCUUGCCAACGAUGGCGACCGCAUCGUCCACCGGUUUGAAUGGAUUGCUUCAACCCACAACGACCUUGGCCUCAGCGACAAGUGCUGUGGGGCCAGAUAGUCGUGCGCCUGCUCAAAUGGCCUUGAACGCAUUUAAUAGUGCGAACAUGCUUCUAAACUACCCGAAUCCGGCGAAUAAUGGACAAACGGCUAUGGCCAUGCCUACUGGUGGUUCGGGCACUUCGACGCUUUCUCCGACCGCAUUAACUCUUCUCAUGUCAGCUUAUGGACAAAAUUCCGCAGCCGCGUUGAAUGGUAAUCACUAUAUGGGUCACCAUGGGAUGGGAAAUCUACUGACGUUAGGCCAGACAACUCCCAGUACCUUAUCGCUUCCAGGGGCCGGCUACACGGCCACCCAACCUGCGGCUGCCUGUCCAAAUCGAGAUGCUGCGGCCAGUGCAGAGUUAAACGCCUAUUCCGCGGCUUUGGCCUAUCAGCGAUUAUUAACUGCCGCGUCGGGCUAUACACCUAUACAAUCACCCCUUCUGCCUGGAGCUGCCGGUGCACUGACCAUAUCACAAACCAAUCCAGCGAUGAACGGCUCGGUAACUCCCACGUUCGGAUACAGCACGGCACUGCCCGAUCAGAUGAACCCUCUGGCAAGUUCGGUGGCAGCGUUUUCCAAUGUGAUGCCAAACGGCUCGUUCUCAUCCGACUUGUCAAACGGUCCAAAGUCCAUAAACAACGACGUGCCUUCUAACGGGUCACCCGUGAACACGAGUUUACAAACCGCAAUGCAAAACGGUGGGUUACAAGCGCAAUCUGUGGCUGCAAAUGGUCAGAGAGAAAGUGUUGAUUGCGUUUCAGGUUCCAUGGCUUUCUAGAUCAUUCGACCUCCAGUUGGCUUCGCAGAAUCAGUGUAUACCGAACAUCUCAGUGCAGCGAGCCAAACUACCACUGCUCUGUUGACGUUCUCGAGCACCCACACAUCGCACACACACAUACACCCACCCACCCACACACGAGGCACUCCAAUAUAAUCAUUUAUUGUCAUUACUCGUGGUCCGUGCAUCUGCCAUACUUUCCUGUUUCUUUAUUGCUAAUGUCAACCUCCGCAAGCAUUCUUUGUGGACGUCAUCAUGUGAUAUGAUACCUGACCUGACUUUUGUCUAGUUCGCACUCACCUGUCGACUGUAAUAUUUUUGCUAAUCAAUCAGGUGUUGGGAUUAGCCCGAACUUCGAAAAAAAACAUCACCAACUUAGGACUACUCUGCACUGUAUUGCGGCCUAUGGUUGGUUUAUUUCCCCGACUUCCAACGAACCUCCACUACACUCAUUGGAUAGCCACACCAGCCAACCAAUCGUUUUCCACCAUCUGAACAGUUCUCACUACGCACGUAUCCGUACUAGGAUCACUCCCUUGUCCCAUAUUGUCGUUAAGGUUUCUUAUUAUUCUAUUCCUCAUUUUUUCUCUCGUCACAGCAGCAACACCAACAACGGCCUUUUCUAUCUUUAUUUUCUCUUAGUCUGUCUUCGAUACAGCAUUGUCACGAG
Messenger RNA from Opisthorchis viverrini, 2701 nucleotides. RefSeq lists its product as hypothetical. The coding region runs from base 25 to 2031 and encodes 668 amino acids. The transcript is spliced from 5 exons. The record is from RefSeq and is a predicted model, not a curated record. Gene Ontology annotation, cellular component: cytosol. Lineage: Eukaryota; Metazoa; Platyhelminthes; Trematoda; Opisthorchiida; Opisthorchiidae. Gene Ontology annotation, molecular function: RNA binding.